Molecule: messenger RNA, 553 nt
Organism: Porites lobata
Lineage: Eukaryota; Metazoa; Cnidaria; Anthozoa; Scleractinia; Poritidae
Source: the annotation of a GenBank genome assembly
GGGCCAAACUACGCAUGUCUCUUUGUUGGCUAUGUCGAACAGAGGAUGCUAACCGAGUACACUGUGACUGGUAGGAAGCCUGAUUUGUAUAAGAGAUACAUGGACAACGUAGCGGGCGUAGCCUCGGGCAGUGAACAAUAUCCGGGGGGGGGGACUCCGGGUUCGCCCCGCUUGGCUCAUAAAGCGCCUGUCAUGCAGGCUAAAGUACUAUCCUAAGCUUGUCUAUAAUUGGUCUAUCUCAUCUGACAAACUCCCGUUCCUAGUCAUUUAUAUGACACCCCGUGACGACCGCAUAUCGACAUCUAUUUAUUACAAAGACACUGACAGCCAUUCAUAUCUGAACUUCGGUUCGUCAUAUCCAUCCAAGUGUAAAUCGUCCAUACCAUAUAAUCAGUUUCUACGGCUGCGAAAGAUCUGCAGUGAGGACGACGUUUUUCAAAAUGAGGCCACAACCAUGGAGGCUUUUUUUGCUGCACGAGGCUACCUCCAUGACCUAAUUACAACAGCACGUCUCCGAGCGGAAGAAAAACAGAGACCACCUUCCCACUUUUAA